Messenger RNA from Schizophyllum commune H4-8, 1037 nucleotides. RefSeq lists its product as uncharacterized. NCBI's taxonomy places the organism in Eukaryota, Fungi, Basidiomycota, Agaricomycetes, Agaricales, Schizophyllaceae. The transcript is spliced from 2 exons. The record is from RefSeq and is a predicted model, not a curated record. The coding region runs from base 279 to 1037 and encodes 252 amino acids.
GGUCCAAUGCUCGCUCAUAUCAUUCAAGGCGACUACCGCACAGGAGGGACGCGCAUCAAGACGAUAAUUCAACAUGAUCACGUGACGGCAACGCGCCACUGACUGCCAGGUCGCGUCUUCUUCCUCUGCUUUGCACUUUCAUCACCACCUCUGAGCUCAAGCCUCCUCGCUUGCGCCGCCUCUCAGCAGUUUUAGGCGCUUUGGAGCAACGUAGGUCGUGCAUCAGGACGAGCACAUCCAUAUCCUAAGCAACAAAGGCACUCGGCUCAACUAAAAAGAUGAACCUCAGACCCUCCACCGCAGCAUGCAAAGAACGCAGGUCCUCCAAUGGCAGUCACGAUCCCGCGGGCGUUAUCGACAAGAAGACGCUCGAGUGGAUCGAGGCCGGCCUGCCGGGACUCAGUCCUAAGGAUCGCCAGGCCGUGCUCGUGCGCUUCUUCGAGGAGCAGGCCCGUGGCAAGGUGGCCGCUGGAACCGCUACGGCGAAAGCGCCCAGUGCCCCGACGGCAGCGCCAGGUGUCGCCGGGAACGCUCAAGCGCAGAGCCAACGUGGUGGCAAUCCUCCUGUAUACCCUCCGCCAACCCCACGUACCCAGCACGGCGGCUCUAGCUACUACCGCACUGUGCCAACCCCUCAGCCUGGUCCUCUUCCCGCGCGCCAGAUGCCCACAUUCACGUACACACCGCCGGCCACCAUGACCUCCAGCUAUUAUUCCUUUGCCGCGCAGUACGCGCGAAGCGGCGCGCAGCAGUCCGCGACGUCUGGCGCCCCCAAUCGCCCUUUGCCACCGACUUGGACUGGAACCUCAAAGCCACUGACGGCGGCGCCGAAGCCGCCAACUGGAGCACCGAGUUCAGCAGCUGGUGGAUCGAAGAGCGCUCAGCCAGUGCCUCGCGUGCACUCCGCUCCUCGCGAGCCCGCCGCCCCUCGUGUGCCCUCCGCCUCGCGCUCCUCCAAGCGCAAGACCAGGUCCGGAUCUCUGGAGCGCGCGUCGGUGCAGCGCUCAGCGAAGAAGGUCGCGCCGGCUAUGGCUUAG